AUGCUAUCCAUAGGUGAUCAGAAGUACCUUGAAUGGCGCACUAGGAAUUCCCAGCAACAGCAGACUUCUCAUCCUCUUGUCUAUAUUCUGAUUAGCCGUCAGCAUGGCCGACAAUGGAACACCAAGCGAACCCCCGCCCCGGUCGAGCACCUCAACAUCAAGGUCACCGAUAACAACAACGAGGUCUUCUUCAAGAUCAAGCGCACAACGCAGCUGAAAAAGCUCAUGGACGCCUUCUGCGAGCGCCAGGGAAAGCAGCUGUCUACUGUCCGUUUCCUGUUUGACGGUACCCGCGUGCGUCCCGAAGACACACCUGACUCUCUCGAUAUGGCCGAUGGCGAUACUCUGGAGGUGCACCAGGAGCAGAUUGGCGGUUAG
This is a messenger RNA of Aspergillus novofumigatus IBT 16806, 378 nucleotides long. RefSeq names its product SUMO family protein SMT3. Gene Ontology annotation, biological process: protein sumoylation. Gene Ontology annotation, cellular component: nucleus; septin ring. The transcript is spliced from 3 exons. Lineage: Eukaryota; Fungi; Ascomycota; Eurotiomycetes; Eurotiales; Aspergillaceae. The record is from RefSeq and is a predicted model, not a curated record. Bases 1 to 378 code for a protein of 125 amino acids. Gene Ontology annotation, molecular function: ubiquitin-like protein ligase binding; protein tag activity.